This is a messenger RNA of Tarenaya hassleriana, 846 nucleotides long. RefSeq names its product RING-H2 finger protein ATL70. The record is from RefSeq and is a predicted model, not a curated record. The transcript has a single exon. NCBI's taxonomy places the organism in Eukaryota, Viridiplantae, Streptophyta, Magnoliopsida, Brassicales, Cleomaceae. Bases 137 to 697 code for a protein of 186 amino acids.
CUCUCUACCAUUGACUUUUUGAUAUGCCCAAUACUUCAACUCUCACAUUGUCUUAUAAUAUCCAUGAAUAACUAACUCACCAAUUUCUUCUUCUUCUUCUUCUUCUUCUUCUUCUUCCUCCACAAAAUCUCCGGCCAUGAGCUACGCCGCAGCGCCGCCACCUCCGCCGGACUACAACGGUAUGCUCGAAAUGGAUGAUAUAGGCAGCUUUCGCUAUGGUAUCGGCGUCUCCAUCGGCGUCCUCCUCCUCAUCACCACCAUAACCCUAGCCUCCUACUACUGCACACGUAGCCAGCUGUCACAUCCGCAACCGUCACGGACCAAUCACAACGUGACACAUGUCGACGAUGGCCUCGUCCACGUUAUCCACAUCCCGGGGCUCGACGAGGACACAAUCCGGGGCUACCCGAAGAUACUCUACUCGGAGGCGAAGGUCAUGAAGAGAGGGAGCGAUGACUCGACGACGUCGUGUUGCUCCAUUUGCCUGGGGGAUUACAAAACCAGCGAUCUGCUGCGGCAGCUGCCAGACUGCAACCAUAUGUUCCACGUCAAGUGCGUUGACACGUGGCUCCGGCUGAAUCCAACUUGCCCCGUCUGUCGGACUUCUCCUCUCCCGACACCUGUCGCCACGCCAUUGGCUGAAGUCGUCCCGUUGGCCUCCGCCGCGGCCUCCGUGGGCUCAACAAGGAUGUCCUGAUGCCGGAACUUUUUAUUUCUCAUUCUUUUUGUCUUCUUUUUAUUAUUAUUUUUUAAUUUCGGCAGUUCUAUAUUAUGAUUGCCAUCGACCCAUGUACAUUCUUUUACGCCGAAGAAAGAUUAAAAGGAAAAAAACGUAAAUUUGACAUU